Messenger RNA from Spodoptera litura, 1020 nucleotides. It is a transcript of the gene Pfdn4, whose product is annotated as prefoldin subunit 4. Gene Ontology annotation, biological process: protein folding. Gene Ontology annotation, cellular component: prefoldin complex; cytoplasm. NCBI's taxonomy places the organism in Eukaryota, Metazoa, Arthropoda, Insecta, Lepidoptera, Noctuidae. The record is from RefSeq and is a predicted model, not a curated record.
CACAUCUGUCAGUGUCACUGUCACUGUCAAAUGGAUUGGGGUGAGCAAAUGGUCUCUUCUUAUUUGUAAUUUACAACAAGAAAUCUCAAUAAUUUGCAUUUGGUGCAAUUUAAAAGCAAUUACUAUUAAUAAUAUAAACAAUGGCAAACUCUGGAAAAGGCACUUUUCAACCGGACUCAGAUGUUCACAUUUCGUUUGAAGAUCAGCAGAAAAUAAAUAAAUUCGCACGUUUAAAUGCCAAGGUAGAUGACUUUAAAGAUGAAUUGAAAGUUAAACAGAACGAUAUGAAAAAUUUAGAAGAAGCUGUGGAAGAACUUAGUCUUGCAGAUGAUACUGAUAAAAUACCUUACCUCAUUGGUGAAGUAUUCAUUUGUCAAGGACUCGAAGACACUUUGAAAUCAUUAGAAGAUGCCAAAACCCGGAAAGUAAAUGAAAUAAGUGAGCUUGAGGCCAAAUGCGAUGAGUUGAAAUCUCAAAUGGCUGAAUUAAAAGCCCACUUGUAUGGAAAAUUUGGCAGUCACAUCAAUUUGGAGAAUGAGGAAGAUUAAUAUUAGUUCAUUUUGGUUGCUUUGUAUUUGAAUAAAAAAAUACUGCACAUAAUACAAAUAUUUAAUAAGUCAGUAUUAACAUUUUAAAGAUAGUCCAGCUGCUUAAGAUAUUUAAAUAUCACAAACAAUAAUUAUGUAAUCUGGCUUUGCCUGGCUUGUCACAUGUUGCUACAUAGUUCUUUGAAACAAAGCCCUCUAACUGUAUAAUAAUAAAUAUAACACUAAACAUUGAAAAUAAAUAAUAAUAAUUUUAUUUUAUAAUACCCAGUAUAUUAAAGAAUGUAUAAUAGUUCUUUUAAAAUAUAUUUCGCUAUAAAUUAAUAUGACACCAUGUAUCCAAAAAUCAAUUACAAAUUUUUAAGCUGAAAAUGAAAGUUAACUUUUAGAUUAACUAUGAAUAGAAGAUGAAUAUGAAACAUUUUGUUUCACAAAGAGAAAAUAUGAUAAAAUUAAAGCUAAUUAAUUAACUACA